Chaetomium fimeti is the source of this 4300-nucleotide messenger RNA. RefSeq names its product AAA domain-containing protein. Gene Ontology annotation, cellular component: condensed nuclear chromosome; nucleus; Mre11 complex. Lineage: Eukaryota; Fungi; Ascomycota; Sordariomycetes; Sordariales; Chaetomiaceae. Gene Ontology annotation, molecular function: G-quadruplex DNA binding; ATP hydrolysis activity; double-stranded telomeric DNA binding. The transcript is spliced from 2 exons. The record is from RefSeq and is a predicted model, not a curated record. Gene Ontology annotation, biological process: telomere maintenance via telomerase; double-strand break repair; telomere maintenance via recombination. Bases 365 to 4300 code for a protein of 1311 amino acids.
GUCUGGUGCCGUAGGGUAUGACUGUGUAUGUUCGCGGUUCUUUUAUCAAAUCCAAUCAUGGUGUUCACCUUUCAAGGGGCAAUGAGAGAGAGCGGUCAGCUUAGCGAGAAAGUCGACGGACACGGCCGGGUCGGGCCACAAGGGUCUUUAAAGUUGGACCCACUUCGCUGCCUAGCCUUGUCCCGUGAUCUCGCGAUUUGAGUUGAAGGAGCGCUUGCAACCUCCACUCCGUGUCGCGGCACCACGCGUUCGCAUCCGAUCGACAUCGAGAGCCGAGGCCCAGGAACACCGCUUCCUUUCCCCCUUUAAAACGGUUGCAUGGAAUUGGACCCCACCAGCUCGGGCCUCACCCCGUCGCACCGCCAUGUCUAGGAUAGAGAAGCUCUCGAUUCUUGGUGUGCGCUCCUUCGGGCCGCAACACCAGGAAACGAUCGCGUUUAACACCCCCCUGACCUUGAUCGUUGGUUAUAAUGGCUCGGGAAAAACGACCAUUAUCGAAUGCCUCAAGUAUGCCACCACCGGCGAACUCCCCCCGAACAGCAAGGGCGGCGCCUUCAUCCACGACCCCACACUGGCUGGUGAGAAGGAUGUUCGCGCCCAAGUCAAAGUAUCCUUUCGAUCGACCGUCGGCGAGUCCUACGUUGUGACGCGUAAUGUCCAGCUCAUAGUGAAGAAGAGCACGAGGUCGCAGAAAACACUGGAAGGGAGCCUGCUACUGCGGAACAAUGGAGAGCGGCACGUCAUUUCCACACGGGUCAUGGAACUUGACAAGCUCGUCCCUGAGAAGCUUGGUGUUUCGCCGGCUGUUCUGGACACCGUCAUCUUCUGCCAUCAGGACGAGUCCCUGUGGCCCAUGAGCGAGCCCUCUGCCCUCAAGAAGCGGUUCGACGAGAUUUUCGAAGCCAUGAAGUACACCAAGGUCAUCGACAACCUGAAGAUUCUCCGUAAGAAGAAAGGCGAGGAGCUCCGUGAGUUGAAGUUGCAGGAGAACCAGGACAAGGCGAAUAAGGAGAGGGCGGACAAGGUCAACAAGCUCAUGGGCCAGCUGACGAGGGAGAUCGAGGAGGGCCGGGGCAAGUACGACGAGCUCACAGAACAAAUGGCGGAAGAGGGCGCCAAAAUCAAAUCAAAACACGAGCAGGCCAAUAGUUUCCUGAGGAUUGUAAACGAUCUCCAGACCAAGACCGAGAAGUUGGAGUACAAGAAGGAGGCAAUCCAGGAGCUACGCAGCCGCAUCGAAGAAUCUUCCGACACAGACCAAGUCCUAAAGAACUCUCUUGAUGAGUACGAGCAGACGAUCGAGAGGACCGUCGCCGACCGCGACAGAAAAGCUACCCAGUUCCACGAGCUCCAGGGGGAUCUCAAGUCAUCCCGGGAGCAGCAUACCGCGAAGGCCUCCGAGCAGGGCAAGCACCAGUCGGACAAGGACAAGUACGAGCGCCAGCUUGUCACCCAGGACCGUAUGAUCCACGAGGCGGCUACUCGCCACGAAAUCCGGGGCUACGAUGGGGACCUAGACGACCGGAGGAUCGCCGCCUUUAAUGAACGCAUCCAAAAGACCCUCAAUGAUAAGAAACGCGAGUUGGAGCGCAUUCAGCGUGAAAAUUCUGAAGAGCUCGACAAGAAGUCUGCCGUCAUCACGGAACGCGAUAGCCGAAAGGCAUCGCUGAUCCGGGAUCGCGCAUCGGCCAAGCAGCGCAUCAUCACAGUCGGCAAGGAAUCGGCCACUAUCCAGGGCGAACUCAGCAGAUUGGAUAUCGACGAGGGCGCCGAGGCCAUGCUUCGGACUGAAAUGAAGGAGCUCGAGGCUAGGAUUGAGACAGCAAAGGCCGAGGAGCAAGGGGCGGACUUGGACGCGCAGAUCAAGAAGGUCAACGACGAUAUUUGGAACCUCGAAGCGCAGACCGCCAAGCUCGCCAGAGAGCUCGUCGAGUGCACGAGACUCGCAUCCGAGCGAGCCCAGCUCGACCUGCGAAAGAAACAACUAACCGAGCGGCGGCGAGAACUAGAGAUACUCAGGAAGACUUGGACCGAACAACUUUCGGCGUUGGUCGGGAACGAUUGGCAACCAGAGACUAUCGAAACUGAGUUCCAGAACGCAGUCAAACACCAAAACACGGUUGUUGCCGAGUGUAGGAAGCAGAAAGAUGCGACUCAGCAGGAGUUGAAGCAAGUGGAGUAUAAACUCUCAAACGCACGGGAUCGGCAUAGCAAGCUGUCCACGGAGAGAGAAAACUGCAACCGCGCCGUCACAAAAGCCCUUAAGGACGUGAGGAACCCGGACUCACCACCCAUUGAGGACUACACGAAGGAGAUGGAAAGCAUCGAGGCCGAGCUCAGCCAAACGGAGACGGAUCUGAAGCUCUACGAUGAGAUGAAGAAGCACUACGCGAGCAUCAAGGACCGGGCUGUGCGGUUCAACAAGUGCUACUAUUGCGAACGGGAUUUCAAGGACCAGCCCACCGCGAGGUCAAAACUCCUUGACAAAAUCGCGAAGAAGCUGAGUGAUGAGGACAAGCAAGAAUUAAUGGAAGACCAGGUUCACUUCACUGAACAGAUCAAAACUCUCAGAGCUGUACGCGCUCAGUAUGACAGCUAUCGGCGACUUGAAACUGAGUUGCCGUUAAUAACCAAAGACAUUGACGCGGCCUCGUCUCAGCGGGAGGAGUUGGUCCGCCGCCUGGAGGACCAGGAUCUCGCCUUCAGAGAAGCAGAGGACAAGCGUCAAGAGGUUGACGGACUGAGCAAGAACGUCCUGAAGAUAUCCCAGACGCAUAAGGAUAUCAUCGAGGCGGAGAGGCAGGUGGAGAGGUCGCAGCAGUCUUCGAGCAUUGCAAUGCGGAGUCCUGACGAGAUCAACGAGGAGCAAACCACUUGCGCGGAGCAGACCCGAACUGCCCAAGCUAAGCUCAGCAAGCUCACCACCGAGAGGCAGCGCCUGAAAGACCUGGCCGCACAGCUCGAGGUCGAGAGGCUCGAGUUGAGGCAUAAGAUCAGCAGUGCCGUUCAGCAACUGGAGCGGAAGAAGAGCCUCCAGGACUCUAUCCGCAGAUACAAGGAGGAGCAGGGUCACCUGCGGGAAACCAUCCAGGAGGCCGAUAAGGAAGUAGAGCGUCUCGAGCCAGAGAUUGCAAGUGCUCGUGCAGCGCUAGAGGAAGCUCGGCAACAGGGGCGAGCCAAGGAGCAGAAGGUCGCAGAAGAGAGAGAUGCCAUCGCCACUACCUUCAGCGAGCUCAAGAUGGUCAGCACCGACAUCCAAGAGUACCUGGAUCGUGGCGGUCCUUCAAACCUGGCCUCGAACCAGCGGGCCAUUGCUACCCUAGAAGCCACGAUCGCCAAUCUCGAGAGCGAGAUGAAAGAUCUAACAGUUCAAAUCAACAAAUUGAACAAGGAGAUCGACAACAGCGACGCCAAGAAACGGAACAUCGCCGACAACCUGACCUACCGCAAGAACCUGCGUGAGUGCGACGCCCUCGAGGAAGAAAUCGUCGAGCUCGAGUCUCGCAACGCUCAGGAAGACUACGACCGUCUCACUCAGGAAGCCCGCUACCUCGAAACCCGCCGCGGCAAGCUCACCGCCGACCGGGAGCGCCUCGUGGGGUCCCUAACGACCAAGGACGAAGAGUUCAAGCGACUGGAUGAAGAAUACCAGAUCGAGCUCAAGGACGCCAAGGCCAAGUACAAGGAAUCCCAUAUCAAGGUCGAGACCACCAAGGCCGCCAUCGACGACCUCGGCCACGGGACUGCUGCCCUUGACCACGCCAUCAUGCGAUACCACUCCCUGAAAAUGGAGGAGAUCAACCGCACCAUCGGCGAGCUGUGGCAGAGCACGUACCAGGGCACCGACAUCGACACGAUCCAGAUCCGGUCCGACGUGGAGGCCGGGGCCGGGUCUGGCGGCGGCAAGCGCAACUACAACUACCGCGUGUCCAUGGUCAAGGGCGACACCGAGAUGGACAUGCGCGGCCGCUGCAGCGCGGGCCAGAAGGUCCUCGCCUGCAUCAUCAUCCGUCUGGCCCUGGCCGAGUCCUUUGGCGUCAACUGCGGCCUCAUCGCCCUCGACGAGCCCACCACCAACCUCGACAGCGACAACAUCCGCAGCCUGGCCGAGAGCUUGCACGGCAUCAUCAAGGCCCGCCGCUCCCAGAGCAACCUGCAGCUGAUCGUCAUCACCCACGACGAGGAGUUUUUGAAACACAUGCAGUGCAGCGAUUUCUGCGAUGACUUCUUCCGAGUUAGGAGAGAUGAGAAGCAGAAUAGUGUUAUUGUGCGGGAGAGUAUUACCAGGAUCAUGGAGUAG